Pipistrellus nathusii (Nathusius's pipistrelle) is the source of this 747-nucleotide messenger RNA. NCBI's taxonomy places the organism in Eukaryota, Metazoa, Chordata, Mammalia, Chiroptera, Vespertilionidae. The record is from the annotation of a GenBank genome assembly.
AUGGAGGACCCUGAGAAGAAGCUGAACCAGAAGAGCGACGGCAAGCCCCGGAAGGUCCGAUUCAAAAUCUCUUCCUCCUACAGCGGCCGAGUGCUGAAGCAGGUCUUCGAAGAUGGGCAGGAAUUAGAAUCGCCAAAGGAGGAAUACCCUCACAGUUUUCUCCAAGAGUCCCUGGAACCCAUGGAUGGUGUCUACGGGUCUGGGGAAGCCCCCAAGCCCCGGUCCUACUCCCCUAAGCUGACUGCUCAAAGGAUCAGUGUGUUCAGAGAGGGCAAUGCCUACACGUUGGCGGGCAGCCAGCCUUUCUUCAACGAUUUCAAGGCAAAUGACCAUAAGUCCCCACCUAUUAUAGAUUUUGGAAAGAUAAUCAUCUACACGAAUAACCUGAAAAUCAUUCGAACCCCAAUGGACAAGAGAGAUUUCAUGAGGAAAAUUCUCCAGAAGGAAGAGGAGAUCGAGGAAGAGGCUCUGAUGACCAAAGAGGAAAUCUAUGGAGAUAGCGACCAGAACAACGGGCCUUUGGCGGAGACAGAAAGCACGUUCCCCCACAACCAGUACCCCCAGGAAGGGGAGCUACCAGAUGACAACUGCUUUCACUGCCGAGGCUCGGGCAGUGCCACCUGUUCUCUGUGCCACGGCAGCAAGUUCUCCAUGCUGGCCAACAGAUUUAAGGAGUCCUACCGGGCCCUGCGAUGCCCUGCCUGCAACGAGAAUGGCCUACAGCCCUGCCAGAUUUGCAAUCAAUAG